Molecule: messenger RNA, 6012 nt
Organism: Hydractinia symbiolongicarpus
Lineage: Eukaryota; Metazoa; Cnidaria; Hydrozoa; Anthoathecata; Hydractiniidae
Exons: 3
Coding region: 1-6012 (2003 amino acids)
Biological process (GO): telomere maintenance; DNA repair
Molecular function (GO): DNA helicase activity
Source: RefSeq, a predicted model, not a curated record
AUGGUACCUGCUACUUUUCCCCAAUCAAAUGAUUUUGCCAUAAAACCGGCCAAUCAGCGUCCAUGUGCUCGAAUACUCCUCCUCAAUCCUCAAAUGCUGUACCACGAUGCCGCGCAGUACUGGUUGCAAACUGAAAUGUCAGAAUGUGGUACAAGCGUUGAAGUAGAUUCUGGCCUAACUUACACAAUUAUUAAAUGUACGAAGGGUUCAUUUCAUCAGGGUCACGAAAAAUUUAGCUAUACAAGAGGAAUCCAAUGUACCUGCAUAUCAUUAUAUGCAUCUCUCUUUUCACUUUUUAAGCAUGUCUCGCGAUGGACAAAAAAUGACAUCAAUUGUGUUCUUGAAAAGGGUGAUAAUUUGUACAAACUGCAAAAUACAACUCAAUUUUUAACAUGCACUGAACUACCUAGAACUGUUUCACUUGAAGGUGUAAAUAUGGAUGUAAAUUUUGACCAUAACUGUUUUGGUUUUUUUGUGACUUCAAGUGCUACUUCUAUUAAUGAGUUGAUUUCUAAUUUAAGGUCAAAUUUAAACAAUAAAACAAGAAUUAUAUUUAUUAUCAAUGGUGUUGCAGUGUCAAUUUUAAAAUGCAAUCGUCAUUAUUACAUUAUUGAUUCUCAUUCAAGAGAUGCUAAUGGUAGACCAUGCCCAGAUGGUACUGCUGUUGUGUUAAAGUUUAUUAAUUUGUUUGAAGUCGCAAAAUAUAUAUCAAAGUUUAUCUCGAUUUCUGUAGAGAAUGUGACAGAAGCUGAUAAAGCUGUUAUACUUGAAGGCCAUAAAGCCCCUUUUUUAAAAGUUGUUUCUAGUCCAAAGAAAAAGUUUGACAACAAAUCUAACUCAGCUACAAAUUGUAAAAAUUUAUCAUUUUUAUUAGACACUGUUGACACUAGCAUUAAGGGUUUUCGGCAACAAAUAUUUGAAGGACCAAGUUAUGUAUGUGUUAUAUGUGGGCGAUGUUUGUAUAAAAAAUCUGUUGUAGUGUUUGAUCCUUUAAAAUGCAGUGAAAUAGGUAACAAAAUAUAUAAGAAUAUUCAAAUAGAAAAUGGCUUAUUGUAUAUUUGUAAUACAUGUAAACAAAAGGUUAAAAACGGUAAAGUUCCUUGUCAAGCGAUGGCUAAUAAAUUAUAUGUCAAUGAUAUUCCGAAUGAACUUAAAUGCUUAAAUAAGUUAGAGGCAGUGCUUAUAUCGAAGAGAAUUUUAUUCAAGAAAAUUGCAAUAAUGUCAAAGGGUCAAAUGCCAAAAGUUAAAGGUGCUAUUUGUAAUAUUCCUGUUGACGUUGACAACACCUGCAAUUCACUUCCUAGGAAUAUUGAUUCUUCUGGUAUACUCUUAGUUAAAUUGAAAAAAAAAUUGCAAUUUAAUGGCCAUGUCUAUUAUGAGCCUGUUUCGCCUGCGAAAGUUGGAGAGGCUUUAACUUAUUUGAAAUUAAACAACAAAUUGUAUAGUGAUGUACAUAUCAAUGUAGCAAAUAUUUCUGAAGAAUUGCUUAAUUUACAUGUUGAUGAAGAAAUAUGCAUUGAAUUAGAUAGUAGUACUGUCAAUGAUAAUUUAGAGACUGAUUCUAAUCCGUUGGAUUCUUUUCGCCAACAAGCAGGGGAAAUGUGUAUUAUUCCAGAACAUCUUACAACUGAAAUAUUUGAGAUUGCACCUGGUGAAGGACAAGUGCCAACAAGUAUUUUAAAUGAUCAAUAUUGUGAAGAGCUUUCCUUCCCUAUUCUUUUUAGUUUGGGUGAAUUCGGAUAUAAAGUAGAAAGAGAUGUAAAACUUUCACCAGUAAAGUAUUUUAACCAGAGGUUAUUACACUAUAAGCAAACAUUUGCAUCUUCAUCAGAUUACAUUUUCUUUGUUCAAUUCGUUUUGCAACAACUAAGUUUUAACAAUCAGAUUUCCAUUGCAAUGCGCAAGAGUUCUGCCAAUGUAACGGCAGGUAUGUUACAACAAGGAUAUUCUGAAACUAUACAAUCACUAGUUUCAACAAACAAAGCUUUUGUUUUCAUGAAUCAGAUAAAAGGUACACCUGCCUAUUGGAAAAGAUUUCAACUUGAAGUCUUGGCCAUAAUUCGACAACUUGGUUGUCCCACAUUUUUUCUCACUUUGUCUUGUGCCGAUUUACAAUGGGACGAGCUUGUCAGCAUCAUUUCUAAACUUGAUAUGAAUCCCCUUUCUGAGGAAGCUAUAAGCAACUUGACUUACUUUGAAAGAUGCGAAAUACUUAACAAAAACCCUGUAUUAGUUGCAAGGCAUCUUCAAUAUAGAGUUGAACUACUUUUUCGAAAUGUACUAUUGAGAACAAAUCUUUUAGGGGAAAUUUUAUAUUAUGCUAUACGUGUGGAAUUUCAAUUUCGUGGAACUCAACAUACUCAUUCCUUCAUUUGGGUUAAAGAUGCGCCUACACUGACAGAGAGCAAUAUUUCUAACUACAUUAAUUUUUUAGACUUUACAACCCAUGCUUACCUACCACGAGAAAAGAAUGAGUUAUACAAUUUAGUGAAAAAAUACCAGACUCACAAACAUUCAAAAUCUUGUCGCAAAUACAAAAACACACCAUGUAGGUAUAAUUUUGGCAGGUUUUUUACUCAAAGGACUAUUGUAGCAUGUCCAAUUUCAAGUAAAAAAACAACUGAGGAACAAUUUAAUGAUUUGACAGAGCGAAAUAAUAUAUUAAGCAGGGUAAAGACGUAUAUAAAUGAGUAUUUAGAUCCCAGCAAGCAAGGUUACAACGGUGAUUCCAUAAGUAUAAGUGACAUCCUUAAUGAAUUAAAUAUAGUAGAAAAAGAUUACUAUCACGCUUUGUCAAUUUCAAGUUCAACAGAUUAUGAAAUACACUUAAAGCGUCCUCCAGAUUCUUGCUUCAUUAACAACUAUAACCCUUAUAUUUUAAAAGCUUGGCAGGCUAAUAUGGACAUACAACCAGUGUUCAAUUACUAUAAAGCGGUAUCAUAUAUGUGUUCAUACUUUUCGAAAUCAGAGUCUGAAUCAUCUCAGGCUCUUAUUCAAGCAAGUAAGGAGAUACAAUCAAUGAAACUGCGUACCAGGGAAGCUAUGUACAAAUUGGCAUCUGCUUAUGCCACAUCAAGACAAAUGUCCUUGCAAGAGGCUGUAGUGUUUAGUUUACCAGAACUUUGGUUACGAAAAUGCUUUCCAAGAACAAUUUUUGUUAAUACUAAUAUUCCAACAGAACGAAUCAGAUUAUGCAAACCAAAGGCAUUGUUAAAUGAACUUGAUUCAGAAAGCACUGAUAUAUAUGCAAAAAAUAUGAUCGAUCGUUACAUGGAUAGACCUGAUAGUAACUUUUGUUCAGGACGUUAUGCAUCUGUUGAUGAUAUGUGUCUUGCUAUGUUUUUAUCUCAUUAUUGUGUCAAAAAUGAUAAAAUUGAUAAUGAGUUUUUAUGUGAUUUUCAACCUCUUAUACUUACAGCAGAUAUUUCAGAGAAUUCUCAAGCUGGCUGUAAUUUUCCCAGUAUUAUACCAUUAAUGUCAUGCAAGGAAAAGUUAGUUUGCAGGAAAGUUAGACAAAUUUUGCGUUAUUCAAUCCCAAACAAUGAUUUGUUCCCCGAAAGGCAUGCUCAUUAUCUGUUGUUCUUGUUUCUCCCCUUUCGUUCAGAAACAGAAUUGCUUAUUAAUAAUAGUUACUGUGAAAAACUGUUACAACAUGGAGUCUUAGAUGUUGUGACUGUAAAUAGAAGUAUUUUUGAACCUUUUUCUGAUGAUGUAAAUGCUGCAUAUAUGAGGAUGAGUGCAUCUAAUAAUGUAAUGAUUGAAGAUACAAUUGUAACUGAACAAACUGAUCAGUUGAAUUUAGAGGAAGUCUAUCAACAGCCAGUUUUGUUUAAUUCAGUUUCUAAUAAUUCUAUCAGUUCUAAUAAUUUAAUAAGUGAUGAUACCUUAAGGCAGAAUAUACGGUCAUUAAAUCAACAACAGCGCUUAUUUUUUGAUUUUUUGUAUGAAUGGGCAAAUAACAAAGUAAAGCAGCAAAAUUGUAAUUCUUUCAGAAGGGUAGAACCUCUUCAAGUUUUCGUUACUGGUGGUGCAGGUGUAGGAAAAUCUUACCUAAUAAAUACUAUUUAUCAAUCUUUAUCAAAGCUGUUUAACUUAUAUUUAGGUACACCUGAAAAAUGCAAGGUAUUAAAAGUAGCACCUACAGGUGUUGCAGAUAUUAACAUAGAUGGAACCACCAUCAACUCUGCUUUUGGAAUUCCUAAAUCAAAAUCUUUGAAUUUACACAAUUUGAGUGACAACCUUCGUUGCAAAUUUAGAGACAAAUAUUCGCAUCUUAAUGUUGUUAUAAUUGAUGAAAUCUCCAUGGUUUCAAAUGUUAAAUUAUAUCAUAUACACAAAAGACUGUGCGAAAUAUUCCAGAUGAGUCUUGAUAACCCAUUUGCGAAUAAGACCAUAUUGGCUGUAGGUGAUCUAUACCAACUUCCUCCGGUUCAAGAGGCUAAGAUAUUCACUCCAUUUAAACAUGACUUUCUUAAUAUUUGUCAUCCAUGGAAAUCAUUUAAACUGUAUGAGCUAUCUGAAAUUAUGAGACAGCAAGGAGAUGAUAGUUUCAUAAAACUUCUAAAUAAUGUACGCAUUGGAGAAGUAGGUGACAAAGAUUUGUUACUUCUUAAUUCACGAAUUGCAAAAAACAUACCAGUUGACUCGAUAUAUUUAUUUGCAGAAAAUAGUUUAAAAGACCAACUGAAUUUGUCAAAACUUAGUAAAUUAGAAGGUGAAAACAUUGUCAUUAAUUCCCUUGACAAAUUUCCUGAAAAUGUAUCAAUAUCAAAAAUCAAUCAAGCUUUGGACAGAAAUGUAAGUCAGACAAAUGGACUAUGUAAGUCAUUAAUUAUAAAGAGAAAUGCUUUGAUAAUGCUAACUAAUAAUAUUGAUAUCGAUGAUCGACUUAUCAAUGGUCAAAUUGGUCUUGUUCGUGAUAUACAAUAUAACAAUGAUGGAACCAUCCAAACUAUUUUUGUCAAAUUUAAUGACCAUCAAGCUGGAAUACUAAAAAUGCGAUCUAACCAGUAUGCAUUUGAAACUCAUACAGUCCCAAUUAAAAGAAUACAAGCCAGUAUCCCAGUUUCAAUGUCAUCAGUGUCCAGCCCUGCAAUUUCUAGAACACAAUUUCCCAUCAUGUUAGCAUGGGGUUGUACUGUACAUAAAGUGCAAGGUUUAACUUUACCUAAUGUAGUGGUUUCAUUCAAGUUAUUAAAACAAAAAACUUUUAACUUCGGUCAGAUCUAUGUAGCUUUGAGCAGAGUAAAAAAAUUGGCCCAUAUUCACAUUGAGGGUAUACCAACAUUAGAAGCAUGCAGAGCUGAUCCUAAGGUUUCAGAAGAAUACACCAGACUAAAAACUGAAUCUGCUUUGUCAAUUGACAAAAUACAACCUCUUGCAGACACCUUUCAAUUUGCAUUGCUAAACAUUAGGUCACUGUCCAAACAUGCUCUUGACUUAAGUCACGACAUUCGACUAACUAAUGCAGAUGUUGUAUGCCUAACUGAGACACAGUUGUUAGAUAAUUCACUUCAUCCAACCUUGCAAGAGCAUUUUUUAGAGCAUGACUUAUUUUUGCAUAACAAUACAGAUCGAUUUAAAAGCUUAGCUUUUCUUAAAAAACAAUAUCUUCAAUGUAAUAUUUUGCGAUUGCAAAGUGCUCUAUAUCUCGAGUUUUUUUCAACCAGUGACCAUUUUAUCUCACUAAUUUUGUUUUAUAAAAGUAACAAUUGCCACCCACAGCGUUUUGCAGAUUAUGUUUCAAAUCUUGUAGAACUUCAUAAACCAGAUUUUGUGUUAGGAGAUUUUAAUUCAAAUGCACUCUGUGACAUACUUCCACCUGUUCUUACUAGGAUGAAUGAAUUAAAUUACAAACUUUUGGUCACCGAGCCAACGCAUAUACUUGGUGGUCUUAUAGAUUAUGUAUAUGUAAAUAAUGAAUUUCACAAUAUUGAAAAUUUGUCUGUUGCUAUUAUACCUGUAUAUUACUCAGAUCAUUGUGCAAUUUCUGUGCAAAUCAAACAUUGGUAG